Molecule: messenger RNA, 4257 nt
Organism: Seriola aureovittata
Lineage: Eukaryota; Metazoa; Chordata; Actinopteri; Carangiformes; Carangidae
Gene: rtn4a
Product: reticulon 4a
Exons: 9
Coding region: 172-3228 (1018 amino acids)
Biological process (GO): endoplasmic reticulum tubular network formation; brain development; neuron differentiation
Cellular component (GO): neuron projection; postsynaptic density
Source: RefSeq, a predicted model, not a curated record
GCGCACUUGUACAGUUUUCCGGGGUGAAAAAGCAGUCUUACCGGAGGAAGUAACCAGCGCAGUUUCACAGCUCUUCCUGGUGAAAGUUCGUUACACGCGGUAACUGAGCCGAAAAAUUACCGGACUUCAACUUUUCGCACCUGAGGACAGACUUUGGGAAGAAAAAGAAAAAUGGCAGACAGCGAGGAGCAGCAAGUCUCUUCCACCACUUCUCUGUUCAGCGAGGGGGUGCACCACUACCAGGCCGAACCGGACCCCGAGCCGGACCGGCUCAAACAAGACCUCUUCAGCGUGGAUGACAUCGUGGACUUGGUCGGCGGGGCUCAGGACGCUCUGGAGAGGCACAUUGCUGAAGAUACUGCGCCACACGAGGUCACAGACACUUCCUCCGCUUCCCCAGCGGCGCCGGUAACGGUACUGGAGCCAGAUCCUGUGUCGGUGCCAGAGGUGAAGGAACCGGAACCGAAGCCUGAGAUGGAGAAGGAGAUCCCGGACUCCACCACAUUUGCUUUUGUUCCUGAGACCCCCCUAAUCGUAGAGGAGCCACAAGUCGUCGCCCCUAAAGCCGAACCGGAAAGUACGUUUGUACUGGAGCAACCGGCCGCCCCCGAGCCAGAACCUGCCCCAGCGAGCGACGCCCUCCCAGCGGCUGAAUCCCGGAAAGCAGCCCCAGCCCCCGCAGAGGCAGCAGAGCGACCUGCGGUGACGGAGGAUUCACCGGCUCCUGCAUCUUAUGUAUCUUCUCCUUCUAAAGCUCAGCCUCAUCCUCUGAUGCAAUUCCCUACAGCACUUGGGCAGAAGGGUGAUUCCCCUGCUCCCAUCUCUCCUCUCUCCCCUCUUCACUCCCCCGACUCUCUGGAGGAGCUCUCUCUGACCGAGAGUCCCAACCAGCCCCCCGCUUCUGGAUCUUCUGCACUCUUGGGCUCCUUCUCCACUGAACCCCCUACUACUCAUUCCAAGGACAUGCCUUGGGAGGGUGAAGAGGGUGACUCUGGACCAGGCCAUAGUAAGAAUAAGGAAGACCUUCUAGAUCCAUUAGCUGGUCCUUACCUGAGUUUAGGGAAAGACCCAGGGCCUCAUAAUCCGUGUGAAGACAGCGGAGUUUCCUUUUCACCUGAGGAGAAGCUGAUUAGUUCAGACAGGUCAUCCACUGGCCCCUCCCCCGUGAACCCCCAGAUGAUGGUCCCUGAGUCUGACCUUGCCUCCUCUAACCCAACAGAGCACUGGGAUUCACCAUUCCUAGCAUCUCAAGACAACUCCAAGGUCUCCAUGGAUAGCUUCUCCAAGGACAUGGCCCACUUAAGCUCUUCCAAGUUUGAGCCGGACCUGCACGACAACCAGUCUGAUGAAGAUGAUGACUUGAUGUAUGAGGUGAAGAAGACCAAUAACCCAUUUGAAGGUUAUUCCCCACUGGCGGAUAGCGGCUACUCCCAAUUUGGAGACUCAAAGUCCGACAGCAGAGCCUCCAAAAUGUCAGAGAGUCCCACUCCAGAUCUGGUCCAGUACGGGCAGACUGGAGAAUUCCAUGACAGCCCACCAUCUUUUAUAGACGAGGGGAACACAUUUGAGACCGGCAAGAUGGCAACUGACUCGCUCAUGCAGUCAGUGAAUCAGUUAUCAUCUGGUAAUAAGGACGAGGAAGAGGAAGAGGAGGAUUCUUCUCUGCCACCAUCGCUUCCAGACAUCCUGAAGUCUUCCCCACUCAACCCUGAGAAAAUGGACUCCGGUUCCUCGGAGGGAAGCCCGGAGGAGCAGAGUCCCAUCCUCGAGCGGAGGAUGAUGGAGUCGCCCAACCCUCCAAUCAAUCUGUCGGCCAACAACCCAUUUGCUUUUGAUGCUAAAGUGUCCCUGCUGAAGGAGAUGGCUGAGGAGAUGGAAGUUAGAGCUGCAGACAAAGCAAAAGUUGAAGAUGAUAUAAGCUUUGGUGCAUUUGAUCUCGUCAAAGAAGCCGAGGAAACCACUCCAACUAAGGUCAAGGAAGAGGAACCCGUCCAGAUCGAGCAGAAAGAUUGGUUCUCGAGCCAUGAUUCUCCCAAAAUGGCCGAGAAGUUUGAGCCACUUGACUUCCAGAGCAAAAAGACACCCGCUGAGGAUUCAGAUUCAGAGUCACCCACAGCAGACUCUCUGUCUCCAGUCCUGGAAGCCAUGGCCAAAAACCCCGCCAGCUUCCAGGUGGAAACAGAGAAAAAGGACCUAAAGAUGGAGGUGGAGGAACCGGAGGUGGCUGAGGAGGUCUCUGAGCAUGAAGUGUCCUCUGAGGAGUUCGAGUUCAUCGAGCGACCACCAAGGGGCGUUAUUGAUGAGUUUCUCGAGGCUCUGGAUACGUCCAAGUUUGCGUCCUCCAAGGCCCCAGAACUCCCCAUGGAUGAUGAUCUCAGCUGUGAUCAGAAAUAUGUGGCUCCAGUUUCUGCUCCGCCUCCAACAACAGUAGCCCCGCCCCCAGAUGUUGAAGAAGAGGCUCCAAGUCCAAGCUCCUAUUGCCUCCUCACACAGGCCUCCCCCCUGAAGAGCAAGGCUGAGCUGGAGAAGCUUGACAUCCAGCAGCCCCCACCCUCAGCUCCACUCACCCAUUCCCCCGUCCACCAACCAGAGGAGCCAGUCGCCAAGAAGAGUGCGGAGGGCGGGAAAGUGUUUAAGAUGCCAAACCUGAACAUAAGAGCAGUGGUGGAGCUCCUCUACUGGCGUGAUGUGAAGACCACAGGCGUGGUGUUUGGCGCCGCCCUGCUGCUGCUCCUCUCCCUGACGGUGUGCAGCAUUGUGAGCGUCUGCUCCUACAUCGGCCUGGCUCUAUUGUCAGUCACCAUCUGCUUCAGGAUAUACAAAGGCAUCCUGCAGGCCAUCCAGAAGUCCGAUGAAGGACACCCAUUCAAGCAGUACCUGGACCAGGAGGUGGCACUGUCUGAGGACAUGGUCCACAAGUACAGCGACAUGGUUCUGGCCAAACUCAACAAGACCAUUGGUGAACUUAGGCGCCUGUUCCUGGUCGAAGACUUGGUCGACUCCAUCAAGUUUGCUGUGUUGAUGUGGAUCCUGACCUACGUUGGUGCCUUGUUCAAUGGGCUCACUCUGCUGAUUCUGGGUGUGAUUGGAGUGUUCAGCUGCCCAAUCGUCUAUGAGAAACACCAGGCUCAGAUCGACCACUACCUGGCUCUGGUCAACAACCAGAUCAAAGACAUUGUGGGAAAGAUCCAGGCUAAGGUGCCCGGGAUGAAGCGUAAGACGGAGUGAAUAAACCCCAAGUCGCAGUUUGGAUUCAGGAAGUCCUGAGAAGAAGAUGGCUCGAGGGAGGGUGGUGUUGUUUGGUUGAGGGCGGGGGAGGGUGGGAUGGAUCUGAAGGCAGGAGGAGGAAAGGGGUCUGGCGUGUACGCAGCCCUUUCAACUUUAUUUGUCAAAAAAAUAAAACACUUUUGUUCCAGUUCAGAAUUCCUUUUUUUCUUUGGAAGCAGGUUCACAAUGCCGAGGUCGGCUCCAUAUUUACAUCUCCCUCCUUUUUUUAUUUUUGAAUCAAGGUUUAAAAUGUUUGUGAGAUGUUAAAACUCUCAGAAACACAUUUGAAUCUUGAAUGAACCUUCUCUCUUCCCCGGGGCAUUGUGUGGGUUUUCGUGGUUUAAAUUUUUCUUUUUCUUUACUGCCUGCAGUCAAGCGAAGAGAUUCUUCAGAUGAGAGCAAGCAGCAGAUGGAACAACUUUUUUUUUUUUUUUUUUGUAUGAAUAUUCUGUGAUUUUACUGUUGUGUCCCUCGAGCUUUGAGCUCGUUUCCUCGGUGACCUGCUGAGUGGUUUCGCCUCGAUGUGACGAAUGACGGAUUAGUGAACGACGUCUUUGACUCCUGAUGAGGCAGUGGGGGUGGGGUGGGGGGUUACCAUCGAAAACUUCAUCGCUUCUGAGUAACGUUAGCUAGAAACAUCUAGAAGAUAUUUGCAGACAAACAACACAUUAACUACAUAAGAGUUAUUUCCAUGUCAUUGCAGUUGUGUAAUAAAGAAAACCCUUGAAGGAAAACGUUUACAUUCAUCACUUCAGAAAAAUAUUAAAAAGAAAAAAAAAACAUCCUGUCUGUGGAGCUGAUAUCUUAAUGAAGUUACAACUUGAUGUGACUUUGGGAAACUUCAAGCAUUUGUUUGUUAUGCAAGUAUAAUUGUGAAUGAUAAACUUCAUAUUUCAAUUGUGACGAUAAAAAGCUUCCAGCUGGGAGCCGUGUUUGUGGAAUGCAUUGUGAGAUGUAAACAAUUAUCAAUAAAGCUUCUAGACGAAGAAA